GUUGACGCGCAUUUGUCAUUUGGAAAGCGAACGCGUCGCUCGCUGGAGCGCUGAAGCCGCCGCGCGUGCCGCGAUUGUUUUUAUAAGAAACAUUUAAAAACAUUCUUAAUUCAAAUGUGAUUUCAAUUUUUCUGUGUGUAUGGCCAGUGUUUUUUUUUAGUGUUGUUCAUUGUGGUAAAACUUUCGUGAUUUUUGUUUACAUAAAUGGCAUUGUUGGUGUUCAUGAAGGAAAUGACAGCGAAAUCAAAGCAGAUAACAGCUGAUACAAAGAGUACCUAACUAAAUUAUCUACCUACAUACACGGGAUAUAGGUACCUAUCUAUACAAUAACGCCUAAAAGUAUUUUUAAAUUAUUAACAAGUGAUUAAAAAAUAACAUUGACAAAACGAACAAUUAUUUGAAAAAAAAAGUGUUCACAACAUAUUAUUUGACGUUACGUCCUGGCACCGCGGAGUUUAGCCAAGGCUAGUGAUGUGCAUUAGUUCAAAUAUUAGCAUAAACAAAAACAGUUAAAUGCCGCCGACUGAGACGGAGACACGUGACGGCAUGCUGUGCCUGUCACGCCACGAGAACUGCCCCUGGGGCGAAGCCCUGAAAACCGCCAAACUCAAUUGGACUGGACUUCAGUACACCUGUCUGAAGAUUUUUCACCUUUACUGCAAGGUGUUUGACAAGGAAGAUGUUAUGGAAAUGGUCAUUCGAAAAACAUGCAAGUCGUGCGGCUGCGACCGUCUGCAGCACUCUGUGUACCACGAGGAGCUGGGCUCUGUGCGGGACCGGCUCGGCCUCCGGGACUCCAGGGUCAACCACAAUGGAUACGACAGCCCCCCUGGACUCACUGCCAAGCAGACGGAACUUUAUUGGGCAGCGUUGAACGAACGGGCACCUACUGUAGGUGGCGCCACUGGACCAGCGGCAUGGCGAGCGUGGCGAACUAGAGCCUUGGCAUCACAACUACCGAAACAAGAUCUCUCAUUAGCACACUGCAGGCAUAUAGAUGAACAGCAUAAAAAACAAUUUGAAGAUUUCGUGGCUGCCCGCAACGAAAUCGCGCUUGAUAUCGGUGUCGCAUAUCAACACCACACAUCAUCAACAGAGUGUAUGGGAUGCAAUAAAGCUAUUCGUACUGGAAGUAUCGCCAUUCAGGCACCAAGGAUUGGAGAAGAGGCGGCUUACCACCCCGCCUGCUUCGCUUGCUCGGAGUGCGAUGAGUUCCUGGUGGAGCUCGCAUACUGCGCUAUCGACGGCCGCUUGUACUGCGUCAGACAUUACGCUGAGAAGCUGAAACCGCGUUGCAACGCUUGCGAUGAGCUCAUUUUCAGUGGCGAAUACACCAAGGCGAUGAACAAGGACUGGCACAGCGGCCACUUCUGCUGCUGGCAGUGCGACGAGUCGCUGACCGGCCAGCGCUACGUGCUGAGGGAUGAGCACCCCUACUGCAUCAAGUGCUACGAGAGCGUCUUCGCCAACGGCUGCGAAGAAUGCAACAAGACCAUCGGCAUCGACUCUAAGGAUCUGUCGUACAAGGACAAGCACUGGCACGAGGCCUGCUUCCUCUGCGCCAAGUGCCGCGUGUCUCUCGUGGACAAGCAGUUCGGCUCCAAGCUGGACAAGAUCUACUGCGGCAACUGCUAUGACGCCCAGUUCGCCAGCCGCUGCGAUGGCUGCGGAGAGGUGUUCCGUGCUGGAACCAAGAAGAUGGAAUACAAGACGCGGCAGUGGCACGAGAAGUGUUUCUGCUGCGUGGUCUGCAAGAACCCCAUCGGCACCAAGAGCUUCAUCCCGCGUGAGCAGGAGAUCUACUGCGCUGGAUGCUACGAGGACAAGUUCGCUACCCGCUGCGUUAAAUGCAACAAGAUCAUCACGCAAGGCGGCGUGACCUAUAAGAACGAGCCGUGGCACCGCGAGUGCUUCACGUGCACCAACUGCAACACGUCCCUGGCCGGCCAGCGAUUCACUUCCCGCGACGAGAAGCCGUACUGCGCAGAGUGCUUCGGGGAGCUGUUUGCGAAGCGAUGCACUUCUUGCUCCAAGCCCAUCACUGGCAUCGGCGGCACUCGUUUCAUCUCCUUCGAAGACCGCCACUGGCACAAUGACUGCUUCAUCUGCGCACAAUGCAAAACCUCGCUGGUGGGCAAAGGUUUUAUCACCGACGGCCAAGAUAUCAUCUGCCCGGAGUGCGCCAAACAGAAGCUAAUGUAAAUACUCGCCUUGUAUAACGCUUCUCGGGUGUGUCCUGUCCAAUCCGAACUAUGCACAUUUUCUUACAACUCACAAUCGAUAUUGAAAACGAUUUAAAAAAUAACUGUCAGUUCGAAAAUGGAACGAUUUGAAUUUUUUUUUUCGUAAAGAUUCAAAACGAGAACAUUACUAUCUAUUUCAAAAAUAACUGAGUAAACAAAUUGUAAAAAAAAAAAUUAAAACGGAAUGAAUUUAAUUGUAAAUAUUUGGUAUGACAAUGAAAUUGUAUUCCUUCUGUGACGUACAAUUUCUCGUAUUGAAAGAUUGUGAAUUGUUGCCAUCCGGCUCAGCACGUUUAUUCUUCCACUAAUAAACAUUGUGACUGACCAGAUUUUUGUGCAUACAGCGAUAACAUCGUUCUACCCGUAGUCGCUAACGCCAGAGAUUGGUGCACGUCUAAAAGACAGGACCCCGCGAGCGAUCAGCUGUUCGACCUUGUCGACAAAGUAAACCUGCGCAAGGUCCAUCAGUAGUCUUGUUUCUGGAAGCGUUGUUAAUGGUAUUUUUAUAAAAAAAAAACUUUAUAAAAAUCACAAAAAAAUAACGUGGAUGCACAAAAUAUGUAUUACUUAA
Molecule: messenger RNA, 2814 nt
Organism: Amyelois transitella
Lineage: Eukaryota; Metazoa; Arthropoda; Insecta; Lepidoptera; Pyralidae
Gene: Lmpt
Product: four and a half LIM domains protein 2
Exons: 11
Coding region: 514-2202 (562 amino acids)
Cellular component (GO): nucleus; Z disc
Molecular function (GO): transcription coregulator activity; zinc ion binding
Source: RefSeq, a predicted model, not a curated record